AAUCACCUCGCAUCGCGACCAUUUUGGGUUUGCCUUCCCUCCUUUGUUAUCCCCAUCCCACAGGACUUCAACGACAUGCCCGAGCUUCCAGAGGUCGAACGUGCCCGUCGGCUCAUUGCCGAGACCUGCAUGGGCUACACGAUUAGCGAGAUUGACGCAGUGGACGACAAGAUUGUCUAUUGCGGAGAAGGGGAACAUGUGGCGUUUCUCAAAGGCCAAGAGCCAACGUGGUACCGCAAGAAGGACUAUGAGACGUCUGAUGUGUGGCCUCCCAAGUCUCACGCUAGUGUCAUGAAGCUGUCGCCCCCGGCAGGCUCGGAGCCCCAAGAGCUCGCAUUCAUCGACGUUCGGCGCCUUGGUCGAUUGCGCCUCGUCCCUGACCCCGUUCUCUCACAUCCACCUCUUUCAGAGCUGGGCUUUGACCCAGUCCUCGACCACCCGCCGUUGGACGAGUUCAGGGAGCUCAUCAGCAAGAAGAAGGGCACGAUCAAAGGUCUGAUUAUGGACCAGGCGUUCAGUGCGGGCGUGGGCAACUGGGUCGCAGAUGAGGUGCUGUACCAGGCUAGGAUACACCCCAUGUGCCCGGUCAACCUGCUCACCGACCACGACGUGUCCGAGCUGCAUCGCCUGCUUCGCGAGAUCCCUGUCAAGGCCAUCGAGGUCAAUGCGGACUCGGAACAGUUCCCUGAGGACUGGCUCUUCCGGUGGCGCUGGGACAAGGGCAAGAAGCCGAAGGCGAAGAAGGCCAAGGGGGAGAGUCAAGAUGCCGAGGAGGAGGAUGUCAAGCCGAAGGGCAUAGAAUUCCUGGCUCUGCCUGAUGGCAGCAAGGCGACCAUCUCGUUCGUCACGGUCGGUGGCAGGACCAGCGCUGUGGUGAACGAACUUCAAAAGCUGCCGUCUAGCGGCGGGAGCGCCAAGGCAAACGGCAGUAACGCGACGCCGAAGAAGCCGAAGGCUGCUGCGAAGAAGCGGCCGGUCGACUCGGAUCUCAGUGAUUUGAGCGACACCGAGGUCGACGAGCCGGCCAAACCGGCACCGAGGGCAUCCCGAGGAGAGCGCGCCGCCCGCCGCGGUGCCCCCGAGGCCAAGGAUGUCAAGGUCAAGGUGGAGACGCCGGCGAAACCAACGUCAAAGCGUUCGAGGCGAUAG
Vanrija pseudolonga is the source of this 1149-nucleotide messenger RNA. RefSeq names its product Formamidopyrimidine-DNA glycosylase (gene FPG1). Bases 76 to 1149 code for a protein of 357 amino acids. Gene Ontology annotation, biological process: base-excision repair. Gene Ontology annotation, molecular function: DNA N-glycosylase activity; damaged DNA binding; zinc ion binding. The transcript has 7 exons. Gene Ontology annotation, cellular component: nucleus. Lineage: Eukaryota; Fungi; Basidiomycota; Tremellomycetes; Trichosporonales; Trichosporonaceae. The record is from RefSeq and is a predicted model, not a curated record.